AUGCUGGACAAAGCACCGAGCAUGUCACCGCCAAACGAUCAUCCGCAGCGUGCGAAGAGCUUGCUUCCUCCAUCCAUCGUUGAGCUCAACAGCGACAACGUGGUAUUGUCAUGGCGAGCGGCUAUCGGCCGGUGCUCCAUCCAAGUAGAGAACCCCGACAACAUCUCGGCAAGUCAGGAGUGGGCAAACCUUGACGAAGACACCAGAAAGCAUCAACACGACGCCGAUGGUUGGGUGAAAAGGUUUGGUGGUGUCAAGCUAUUCGACGUGGAUCACGUCGAGCUGCAGACUUGCUGCGGGUGUCCCCGCUGCCUCCACGAGGGCGACGAGAACGGCCAGGAAAACGAGGACGGUGAUAUUAAAGGCCGGGCAUGCUCGUGUCUUUGCUGCUCUUCAGCGCGCUGCGGGCGGGGCUGUUGGCGCCCGGUGUAUCAGGGACCCCACAACCACUGCCGAGUUCAACUUGUGCAAGGGAACAGGAUGCACUUCUUUCGGUUGCUUGUGCGUGCGAGGCUUCCACCACCAAACAUGAGGAACUUUAUGCGCCCUAAAAACGGGGUAGUCUCGGGUAGUGACCCUGACACCAGCGGAGGGGUCAUGCAGCCCAACGACGGUGGUUCACCUGAUCUGUCGUUACCAGACCGGCGGCGGCAGCGGCGGCGAAACGAAUAUUCUAGAAUACCUACCGUUUCAUGCUGUGACCCGGAAGCGGUAACGCUUUUGAGCAGUUCCCCUGCCCUAGCGCGCGGUGGCUCCCGUAGUACUGCGGGUGGUGGCGAUGCUCAUGCUUGCUAUCGAAGCUCGGGCCGAAGCCAACAGCGAGGAGGGGUAGGGGUGUCACUAUCCACCCCGCUCGGAGACGAGUCCAGAGCGACAACAGCAGCGGGGAAGAACGUGUGGUUUGUGUCGGACUCGGUAUUCGUGGACAGUCGUCCUCCUGCUGUGACUCUCCACGGCAUAGGCACCGCGCUGGUCUUGACGUGGCCCGCACUGGCCGGCCUAACUGGCGGCGAGCAAGUUUCCUACAUCCUUGAGCAGUGGUCUCAAGCCACCGCUACCAUGACGCCGUCUGUAAAUAGAACCAGCCCUCGAACCGACCAGGGAGUGCCGGCCGAGCUCGACGGCCGGCAAAAGUCUCCCCGAGGUCACCGCCGACACCACAACCACCGCCGCCAUCUGGCGCCGCCGAAACAAGUCGACUUGAAAGAGGCGUUCGCCGUCGGUACGAGAUGCUGGUUCAUGCCGACCGGACUUAAGACGGGCAUGCGGUACUGGUACCGCCUCAGCCUCAUUCACGAGGGAGGGAAAGGCGUCGGCGGAAUGUGGGUGUCGUACUCGACUUCCGUUAUACCGCCGCGAUGCAUAGGCAUGACGUCAAGGGCCCUCGUCUUGUCCCUCCCUCGUGCCCUAGACGAUACUGCGCGCUCUGGAUCGGAAGGUGAGAGCCAGGACCGGAGGAAUUCUCCGGACCGACAGCAUCAUGCUGAUCACAACAACAAAAGCGACGAACAUCUGCCAACACCAAGAGACGAAAAUCGCUUGAGCGUGGAUAACGACGCAGAGCACCUCGAGGCGCUGGAGAUGGACGGACAACGGUUAGGGACCAGGAACCUGCCCACUGGAAGCGCAGGGGACAAAACUGAGAAACAUGGUAACGCAGAGGACGUGGGCGUGACGACAAACCAACACCCUAACGGCGGGGAGGAGAAAAUCGAACAGCCGAUGGUGUGGUACACACUGGAAGGCUUCUCGGUUGAAGAGAAGCGGUGGGUCGCACUGUACCGAGGUCCCUCUCCCGAAGUCGUUGUGGAGGUACAAAAGACAACGUUUGACGUAGAGACUCAUCUCGCACAUCUUCCUUUGCUUCCUAUGCUACAACGAUCGAUUCGUUUGCCGGUGGAUGUUUAUCGCAACGCUGGCGUACCACCACUCACGCAACAGGGACUCGAGCCAAGCGCGCUUGUCAGGUUCAGACUUGGCAUUGAUGUCGACAUCACAGAGCUACGGCAUCGAUCUCUCGGUCCCCUUGCAUCCCUUGAGCUGGAACCAACGUCGCCCGACGUGUUCGGUUUUGCCGCUACCGCCGUAGCACCCGUAGCAGCGGCAGCACCAACGACUUGUGGUGAAAGUCUGUGCCCGAAACGGACACAGCGGAGCCAGACUUGCCCUUCGCCCGCAAGGUCGGCCGUCGUACGGCCGGCGCUUCGGUUGAAGUCCGCUGCGGAGGCGACAAACCAAACCCGGCCUAUCGGGCACGGCGCCAGCAACCCAAAGACUGACCUCGGGCGAAAUCGGUGGCAGUGGAGCCCCGCCACGAGCCCGGCCGCAUCGAAGAUGAGACGGGAAGGUUUCGCGUUCCACGAUGCCUCCGCUACCGUCGGUGGCGGUUUCUACCUCGAGCGGCCGCUGCUGUCGUGGGGGAGGCUCCAAUGCCACAGCGGUGGGGCGAUGUGGGAGUGUUGCGCUAUCGGCGCCGGCGCCGGAGAAGGGGGGCAAUGCCGAGAGUAUUCGGCUUGUGUGGAGUUUGCUACCGCACCUUUGGCACCGAGAUAUGCAGCCUUCGUGGUCGGGGAGUCUCCCCAGGUGAAACUGUGGUGGGCCGAGCCAAAACCUGACCUCGAAAGCAGUACAGCACCGUCCGCCUUUGUCCGCCCAUCAUCAGCGCCACCAUUCGCCACGCCAGCCCGCGGCCGCGGAAGCCACCGCCUUGCCCUAGUGGAAGCUCAAGAGUCCCCGCCGGGACGGCAAUCGAUAUCAGUAGCCGUGGGUGAUAGAUCGGCUGUGUCCCCCUACGCCCAGCAGCACCCCUUGUUCACAGUCACAUUGUUGGAACCCGCGACAGAUGGAGACCACCCGCCGCUACGACGACGGGUAUAUUCGGGACCACAGCAAUGGUUAGGCCUGGGGCGUUACCCCGAGUUUCUUUCGGCGAGCGGCGCCGGCGUCUUUGCCGAGCUUGCACCUUCGACUGCUUUCGCCGUGGGGCUGUGCACGAACGCAACAGAUUCGCAGCCGGAGAGCGAGGUCCAAGCGGUAGUCGUCACCGCUCCACCCGCGCCUGUGAUGGAGCCGAUAGCAGUGGCUAACAAUUCAGCGGCGGCGGAAGCUGAGGGAGAAGUAUUCGGCGCUGUUACUCUGAAGGCCACCUGGAGGACGGACAUCGACCAGAGGUAUCUCCCGGCGGGAAUUGACCUGCCGCCGUUGUCGAUCGCGCUGGAAAUGGCGCAUGUUUCGGAGGCGGGGCUUUCGGCUCGCGGUGUCGGGCAAACAGCGGCAAAGGGCGCCCAAAACGGACAGCACGCUAGCUCUCCCAGGACUGCAGCACUGGCAACGGCAACGGUUGCUGUAUCGCCGACUUCGCCCAACACCGUCCGCCCCUCAAGCGGUACCCGGGACAUCCCAGUCAGGACUGACGCCGGUUUCGGCCAAUCCUGGACGCUAGGCUCCAGCUCGUGGGGGAGGUUAAGAAGUUGGGCGGAGGAGUUCGAGAUAGUUUGGAGAGGCGAAGAGGGGGGAGCGGGGAAGGAGAAGGGGGUGGUAGAGGCACAGCUACCCCCGUUGCCACCGGGAAUGCGGUUUUUAUUCCGCGUUCGAGUGGAGUGCCCCUUCGGCGUGGCGGUCUCGGCAUCGACGGUAUACGAAACGGCGCGCGUGGCACCCUUGUCCCCAAAGGGACUCCGAGCAUGCCUUACAACUCACGAAAGCAGGGCGGGCAACAUCAGCAGAUGCGUGCGGCUGUUUUGGGACGCCUUUCACCCUGGCCACGGAAUAAACGUCGUCACGUCUUUCACUGUCCAGGCGCGUCGUCUUCGGCCUUCCUCCCCCGAAGACCAGGUUACCCGGGACGCGAACCACCCCCACCCCCCACCCACCCCUGCACACCCUUGGCAAGACGUGUCCUCCUGCCCGGAGAUAGGCUGUCUUGAUCCGGCGACCCUAGGCGUGCCGCACGUCCUCGCGGAUUACCGCGUGAGGGCAGAAGGCCCCGGGGGUAAGGGCCCCUGGUGCGAGCCUCUCCGGGUCGACCUCCUCGUUCAGGAAGAUACCCCCCGAAACGGGCUUUGUCUGUCAUCUGGCGGCGGAGGCGGCGGCUGCGAGAGUAGCGGCGCCGUCAGCAGCGUCACCUUCGCGGCGGCGGAGCAAGAGAAGCGGCACUCCGGGCGGCAGCCCAUGGACUUCGUUCGGCCGGGGGCCAGGGCGCGCGACCCUCUAACGGGAGAGGCGCGCCGGCGGCUGUGGGCGAACCAGAGGCCGCUGAAGGUGCCUCCGCCGCCGGCGGCGGUAGCGACGCUAGUGCUGCCGGGCGCGGUCGUGACGGCGGGGGCGAGGACUACAGCCGUGGCGGAGCAUCGGCGCCGUCUUGCCGGGGGCAGCAAUCAGCUAUUAUGGGGAGCGCUGGCGUCUCCUCGAGCGGCCCGCGGGUGUCGCGUGGAACGGACUCUAUCCUCUAGAGCUGCGCCGGGGGCGGCUGAAGUAAGCGGUUUCAAUAGCGCUAUCUCAGGGGGCGACGACCCUGAAAAUAGCCGAGGGCCGAAGACAGAGGGCGAACACGUGGGGCCCAGAAGCCGAGCGAGAGGGGGGAGAGGCGAGCGGUUGGCGGUGGCGGCGAUGCCCCACGAGCUGGCGUUGUUGUUACGCGAGGAACUCGACGUGUCGCGCCGUCUGGGAUGCGACGAGGCUGGACCGUGGGAGAGCGAGGGCCGCGGCGGAAGGGUUGACAGCGUCGAAGACUGUACCGGCGAGACCUGGAAACCCCAGUGGUGGCAUGGGUCCCCCCGCCUCCGCUUCUUGACCCGCAAACCCAGCCCAGUCGAUUUCAGCAACAUCAGCACCCUCGUCGUAGUCAGCAACAGCAGCAACGUAACAGGCGGCCAUUUGCCAGAAGGCGGCAAGACACGACGGCAGGGACAAGCCGAGGGAUGA
Messenger RNA from Ectocarpus sp. CCAP 1310/34, 4923 nucleotides. The record is from the annotation of a GenBank genome assembly. NCBI's taxonomy places the organism in Eukaryota, Phaeophyceae, Ectocarpales, Ectocarpaceae.